UGCAAAAUUGUCUUCGUCUUCAUAAAAAACUGUACGCAGUGCACCAAAUUACUCGACCUAUGGCUUCCACUGUCCUUCCCUCGUCAACCCUAACAACUGUUCCCAACUCCUCCAUUCAAACUUCAUUCUUUCCAAAAACAUCUCAACUUUCCAUAUUUAAGAAGAAAAAGCCUUACUAUUUCGUCCCUAAUAAAGUAGUGUCAUGCAAAACCACGAAUGGGAACCAAAACCAGCCUACUCCUAGUUCCGAAAACAAUGGAGACACUUCUCUCAACAGGUUUGAUAGAAGGGAUGUCCUUAUUGGCCUAGGAGGUCUCUACGGUGCAACCAGCCUUGCCAAUGACCCAUUUGCAUUAGCAGCACCAAUAUCCGCCCCUGACCUGACCCUUUGUGGCGAUGCAACUAUUACAGGGACGGAGACUGUCUAUUGCUGCCCACCGUCAAAUGCAAAGAUCAUAGAUUUCAAACCACCUCAGUUUUCCAAGAUACGCUAUAGGCCUGCCGCACAUUUAGUUGAUCCUGACUACUUAGCUAAAUUUACCAAGGCCAUGGAGCUUAUGAAAGCUCUUCCUGACGAUGAUCCACGUAGUUUCAAGCAACAAGCUAAUGUUCAUUGUGCUUACUGUAAUGGGGCUUAUGAUCAAGUCGGGUUUCCUGAUCUUGAUCUUCAAGUUCAUUUCUCAUGGCUCUUCUUCCCAUUCCAUAGAUUAUAUCUUUAUUUCUAUGAAAGGAUUUUGGGCAAGUUGAUUGGUGAUCCAGAAUUUGCCAUGCCAUUUUGGAAUUGGGAUGCUCCUCUGGGCAUGCCUAUACCUGCCAUAUAUGUUAACCCUAUCUCUCCACUCUACGAUGAAAAGCGCAAUGUGAACCACCAGCCACCAGUAUUGGUUGAUCUUGAUUACAAUGGCACUGAGGAAGAAUCAACAAAGAGAGAUCAAAUAAAAAGUAAUCUCAAAGUUAUGUACAGGCAGAUGGUGUCGAACAAGACCCCUACUCUUUUCCAUGGAGCGGCCUACCGUGCUGGUGAUAAUCCCAGUCCUGGAAUGGGUGCCAUUGAGAACAUUCCUCAUACCCCGAUUCAUAGAUGGUGUGGAGACAAAAGACAACCACAUUCAGAAGACAUGGGGAAUUUCUAUUCUGCAGGCAGAGAUCCAUUGUUCUACGCUCAUCAUUGCAAUGUAGAUCGAAUGUGGUCGAUUUGGAAGGCAUUACCAGGAAAGAAGAGAAAUGAUUUCACAGACCCAGACUGGCUUGAUGCCUCGUUUAUUUUCUACGAUGAGAAUGCAAAUCUUGUUCGUGCUAAGGUUCGUGAUUGCCUUGACACCCUAACUCUGGGCUACGAUUAUCAAAGAGUUGAGAUUCCAUGGCUUAGACAAAAGCCAAGUCCUCGAAAGUUUGCCAAGAAAGGUGGAAGGCAUGGUCAAGCAAUGGCAGCCGAAGCAAAGAAUAAAAACGUUAUACGCAAUGUAUUCCCUAUAGUUUUGGACAACACAGUGAGCAUUGAAAUUCCAAGGCCAAAGAAAUCAAGGAGUAAACUUGAAAAAGAAGAUGAAGAAGAGGUAUUGGUGCUAGAAAACAUUCAGUUAGAGAGAGAUGUAGCAGUGAAAUUUGAUGUGUAUAUUAACGAUGUGGAUGAUGGGACACCAACUGGACCAGAAGAUUCAGAGUUUGCAGGGAGCUUCACGAAUCUGCCGCAUCGCCAUAAACAGGGGAAGAAGAUGGCGACAAACUUAACUUUGCCACUAUCGGAUUUGUUGGAGGAUUUGGAUGUUGAAGGUGAUGAUAAUAUUGUGGUGACUUUGGUGCCUAAAGAAGGGAAGGGUCUUGUCACGGUUGGUAAUAUCAAGAUCGGCUAUGUCCGAGAAUGAUCAGUUACUUUGUUGCUCUAGCAUCUUCCGUUCCUUCCCUAGCUACUUUGUGGAAACAUCUUCCUUGAUCCUUGUGUUCUGGGACCGAUGGGUCGAGUGACAUGUUCGUUAUCAAUGUGUGUCCAAUAUAAAUAAGGCCAUUAAGUCUAUGACCAUAGAACCUUUAUAUGUAUGGCCAUUCUUAA
Messenger RNA from Durio zibethinus, 2050 nucleotides. RefSeq names its product polyphenol oxidase, chloroplastic-like. Gene Ontology annotation, molecular function: catechol oxidase activity. Gene Ontology annotation, biological process: pigment biosynthetic process. NCBI's taxonomy places the organism in Eukaryota, Viridiplantae, Streptophyta, Magnoliopsida, Malvales, Malvaceae. The record is from RefSeq and is a predicted model, not a curated record.